GGCCUUGCACAACUUGUUUUUAACUUUUAAUAGUAAACGUUGGACCGUGGGUGAUGUUAGUUGUGUGUGUUGGAGCAACUAAACAAACAGUCUGGGAUUUGUUUUGGAAAACUACAUCAAAUUUAUUGGCCGAAUUGGAUCCUAUCAAUUAUUUGAUACGGAUAGACAGCAGACAACCACAAAAUGUUGUCGAAGAAUAUGAUAGUGGUGAAAAAGGCAGUGGAAACAAUUUCGAAAAAUUCUAAAGUGGCCAGUAUUUUCGUGAGAAAGCAGAGCGCUUGGGGUUCUGAUAAAGUAGUGAAGUCUCCGUACCAGAAUGUGGAGAUUCCCAACAUGACUGUUAACGACUACGUCUGGCAGAACCUGGACCGGUGGCCUGAGAGGACUGUGUCGGUGUGUCCAGUGUCCGGCCGCGGCUACACUUACGAGAAGGCCUUCAAGCUCUCCAACUCCUUCGGCGCCAACCUCCGCAUCAAGUUCAAGAUCAGAGACGGCGAUACGGUCGCCGUCAUGCUGCCCAACGUGCCCGACUACCCGCUGGUAGUCAUGGGCAUCCUUGAGGCUGGAGGGGUGGUGACUACUGUUAACCCUAUUUACACGGCUUAUGAGGUCCAACGGCAGCUGCAGAUGUCAGCUUCCAAAGCCAUCGUAACCCUUCCAGAAAACGUGAAAACCAUUAAAGACGCAUUACAACUUGCAAAAUUAGACAUCCCCAUCAUAGUCAUAAAGACCAACGGAAUUGCCAUCCCUGAAGGCACUGUCUGUUUCAACGAGCUGUCUGAAGAUGGUCAUGUAGAUACGUCUGUUCUGAAGCAAGUCAGAAGAACGGCUAAUGAUAUCUGCAUAUUGCCUUACUCGAGUGGUACAACCGGAAUGCCUAAAGGGGUGGAGCUCUCGAACAGAAAUAUCAUAGCUAAUUGUGAGCAGAUAAAUGAGCCCCUGGUAGCCUGCCAUAAUGAAACUACUGCGACGCACCAAGACUCCGUGAUGACGAUCCUGCCAUUCUUCCACAUCUACGCUCUCUCCGUGAUCAUGUUCCACAAGAUGUCUCAGGGCAUCAAGAUGGUGACGCUGGCCAAGUUCCAGCCGGAGACCUUCCUGCAAGCCCUGGAGAAGCAGAGGACCAAUGUGCUGUUCGCCGCGCCUCCAGUUAUUCUCCUGAUGGCGUCCCACCCGGCCAGUUCUCCGAAGACCUACGAGCACCUGGAGGUGGUCAUCAACGGCGCCGCGCCGCUGUCCCCCGGGGACGCAGAGAGGUUCCUGGAUAGGGCUCAGCGCACCAUGGACUUCAGACAAGGCUACGGGCUGACGGAGACCUCCCCCGUGGUGAGCAUGACUCCCCGGGGCCUCGGCGACUACAGCUGCGUGGGGCGAGCGCUGCCCAACACCGAGCUCAAGAUUGUAGAUGAUAGGUUGAACAGUUUGGGAUGCAAUGAGAAAGGCGAGCUGCUAGUCCGAGGCCCACAAGUCAUGCGCGGCUACCGACAGAACCCUCAGGCUAACGCAGACUCCUUCACACAAGACGGCUGGUUCCGUACUGGAGACCUGGCUGUCAUCAGCGAUGAUGGACUGGUGACUAUUGCUGAUCGACUUAAGGAGCUUAUUAAGGUUAAAGGGUUCCAAGUGCCCCCAGCAGAGUUGGAAUCGGUCCUCCGAGAUCACCCCUCAGUUGCCGACGCGGCCGUGGUAGGUGUCCCGCACGCCAGCCACGGAGAGGCCCCUAAAGCCUUCGUCGUCCUCAAAAACAACGCCAAAACUGACCCACAGAAUAUCAAAGACUUUGUGAAGGAAAGAGUAGCGUCGUAUAAGAGAAUAGAGGAUAUUGUGUUCAUUGACAGUGUGCCGAAGAGUUCAGCUGGGAAGAUAUUGAGGAGAGUGCUGAAGGAACAGUAUUGUUAGGUUUUUGUAAGAUAUUUUAUAUAUUUUUGUAAUUAAUCACGAUGUUCUGUUAUAUAUUUAUAUUUACCUUCUUUUGUGGUAAAAUAAGCAGCAAAACUUAUGGAUGCCAUGAACAAUUGAGUAUUGAGUACCUAACAACCUAACAUAUCAAUAUAACUUUAUAAAACCCUAGUACUUAUACAUAUUUAACCAAGACUUCAUAAGCUAAUUAAGUUUUAUAAACUAACCAUUUUAAGACAACUUUACUGAUUUUGAUAUCCAAAAUCCAACUGGUGUAUAAUGUACCUAUACUGUCUCGUGUCUUAACUAAGACAUAAUAUUUAACAUCUGUGAUAGCUAAUAGUUCAAAUCAAGCAUCAGCCAAGUCAUAGAUAUAGUUAGAUAUAGAUAUUAACCUUUGUAUACUUUACUCGUCUAUCUCUGACUUAGCUCUAAAGUAAAGAUGAAUUAUCUUCUUCACAUAAACAAUCUGUUCAAUUUCUGUUUUUUUGUUUUGUAUAAAUAAAAUUAUGUUCUACUUUUAUCUUUAAGAAUAAAUAAGACUUUUAUACGCAAUGCUAAUAUUAUAAGUACCUUUACGAAAUAAAAAAUCUUAAAAAUAUUUUGUUAAUAAUCUA
Molecule: messenger RNA, 2516 nt
Organism: Plutella xylostella (diamondback moth)
Lineage: Eukaryota; Metazoa; Arthropoda; Insecta; Lepidoptera; Plutellidae
Biological process (GO): fatty-acyl-CoA biosynthetic process; long-chain fatty acid metabolic process
Molecular function (GO): long-chain fatty acid-CoA ligase activity
Source: RefSeq, a predicted model, not a curated record